Glycine soja is the source of this 543-nucleotide messenger RNA. Its product is annotated as soluble starch synthase 1, chloroplastic/amyloplastic-like. Bases 1 to 543 code for a protein of 180 amino acids. The transcript is spliced from 6 exons. Lineage: Eukaryota; Viridiplantae; Streptophyta; Magnoliopsida; Fabales; Fabaceae. The record is from RefSeq and is a predicted model, not a curated record. Gene Ontology annotation, cellular component: chloroplast.
AUGUUUGCUCAGAAGAAAGUCACACUGAGCCUGGGGAGGCACAAGAUAGUAAUACUGGAUGAAGCUGAUAGCAAUUUGGGGCUACCUCCAGAAUGGUAUAGAGCACUGGGAUGGGUGUUCCCUACGUGGGCAAGGACGCAUUCUCUUGACACGGGAGAAGCUGUCAACUUUCUAAAAGGUGUUGUUGUUAUAGCUGACCGGAUUGUUACAGCCAAAUGCAAGAUUUCGUUGCAAAAGGAAUUGGGUCUUCCAGUGAGGCCUGAUUAUCCAAUGGUUAUGCUAGGUUUAGGAAACUCUAUUUAUGAAGACUGGAUGAGUGCAACAAAAUCAGCUUAUAAAGAUAAAUUUCGGGGUUGGGUGGGAUUCAAUGUUCCAAUAUCUCAUAAAAUAACUGCAAGACUAAAUCAAUUGUAUGCAAUGAGAUAUGGAACUAUACCUGUAGUUCAUGAAACUGGGGGGCUAAGAGAUACUGUUCAUAAUUUGAAUCCCUAUACUGAAGAAAGUAAAGCUGAAAGCACUGGGUAUGUUGUCCAUGAGCUUUGA